CACCCCUCCGCCGUCCCGCCCCGGCCGCCGCCGACGAAGGAAGUCGUCUCGAGACGGGGGCGAGCCGGCUUUCUUUCCCAGGUCGGAGGAAGCGUCCGUCAUCAGAAGUCCUGUCGUAUAUUUGUCGAAAGGUUGCGUCUCUCUCUCUCUCCGGACAAGCGGGCGAAAGCCAAGGAGGGCAACAAAAGGUAGGAACAAAACGGCGACACGGAGUACGGGCGGGAGAUCGAAAGCGGGAAGAUGUUCACGCGAUCCGGGAGCUCGCCCUCUGACAAAAGCGCCGCGGGGUCCCCGCCCGCUAGGCGAAGGUUGAGUUUCAGCGGGAUGUUCCGCUCCGGCUCCGCCUCCAAGGACGCGGAGCGCCACGUCGCCGGCAAACUCUUGGCGCGAAGCAGGACCGCAAAAAACAGAACCUUCAGCUUGUCGUCUCCGCCGCCGGCCGCACCCCCCGCCUUUCGCCUGGAGACGUACGCCGCCGAGCCCAGACGUCUGCGAUCUUAUUCGUCGCCUCCGGACGCCGGACCGCGCCCGGGGCCUUCGGCCCCGCCUCUUCCUGUCGACGACCAGGAGGCGGCGGCCCAGUCGCGGCGGCAUUCGGCGGAGGAAGACGACGACGCGAACGGCGACUCGGAGGGGGACGUCUACACGCGUUUCAUGAGGUCUCACAAGUGCUACGACAUCAUCCCCGCCAGCUCCAAGCUGGUCGUCUUUGACACCACGCUGCAGGUGAAGAAAGCCUUCUUUGCGCUGGUGGCCAACGGCGUCCGGGCCGCUCCUCUGUGGGAAAGCAAGAAACAAAGUUUUGUCGGGAUGCUGACUAUAACGGACUUCAUCAACAUCUUGACCAGAUACUACAAGUCACCCAUGGUGCAGAUUUACGAACUGGAGGAACACAAGAUCGAGUCGUGGCGAGAACUUUACCUGCAGGAGACCUUCAAGCCUCUGGUCCACAUCUCACCGGACGCCAGCGUCUUCGAGGCGGUGAGCUCGUUGAUCCGGAACAAGAUCCACCGUCUUCCCGUCAUCGACCCGCUGAGCGGCAACGCGCUCUACAUCUUGACGCACAAACGGAUCCUCAAGUUCCUGCAGCUCUUUUUGUGCGAGAUGCCCAGGCCCGCCUUUAUGAAGAAGACGCUGGAGGAAGUGGGAGUGGGCACUUACGACGACGUGGCCUACAUCCACCCGGACACGGACCUCAUCACGGCCCUGUCCGUCUUCACGCGCCGUCGCGUCUCGGCCCUGCCCGUCGUCGAUCGCCUGGGCCAAGUGGUGGACAUCUACUCCAAGUUCGACGUGAUCAACCUGGCGGCGGAGAAGACCUACAAUGACCUGGACGUGACCGUCACGCAGGCGCUCAGACACCGCUCGCAGUACUUCGAGGGCGUCAUGAAGUGCAACAAGACAGAGACUCUGGAGACCAUCGUCGACCGCAUCGUCAAGGCCGAGGUUCACAGGUUGGUGGCGGUGGACGAAGAGUCUCGCAUCGUGGGCAUCGUGUCCUUGUCGGACAUCCUCCAGGCGCUCGUCCUGACCCCGGCCGGCGCGCUACGGAACGAGCGCUCGACGGACACUCCCGCCGGUUCGGACUCGGCGUCGGAACAGAAAGUCGACCGCGACCCGGAGGAUGACCGACGCGACCGGGAUCUUAACGCAGAACGGAACGAGCCGGACCGGGAGCCUGACCCCGGUCGAGAUAGGGACAUCGACCGUGAACCGAAAUCUGAAGGGGAACCGGACCGGGUCGGCGAACGCGAUCCAGUCGAGGGACGAGACCGCGGUCCAGAUGGGGACAUUGACCGGGAACGGGAUCCCGAAUCCGACCGUGACACGGCUCGGGAUGGGGACGUUGACCUUGACAAAGAAGAGAAAUCGGAGCGGGAGCCCAUACGGGACUUUGAGAGGGAAGAGGGCGAGGACGGAGACGAGGACGAUGAGCCCAACGAUGAAAGCGAGCGGGACGUCGACCGUGAGCACGGCAGCGGUUUGUAAAGUCAGCUAUCGUAGCCUACCGGCUCGGCUAGUUGCCGUCACUGCCCGAGUGCGAGUCUCGGCAGUUUGCCAAUACCAACGGCGGGCGGGUGGGUGAGGGAUGAUUUUUGCAAAGAGCCCACUGACUCCGGUGGUCACCUACCGUGGCGAGUCUCGUUCAGUUCUUUGAAGGCACCGUCAAUGGAGAACUUGAGUAAAGCCUCAUCUUGUUUCUUUCCACAUUUCAAAGUUGGUAUCGUGACAUUUGUGUUUUUUCAUCAAUAGUAAUAAUUGACGAAAAGGAAAGUUUGGUUAGGGUUGCAUUUGUUUUCUUGACGAAUUGCAAACUUGAACGUAAUCUGUUCAGUUAUCAAGUUUUUUGGUCUCACCUUUAAUGAUAUGGGAAUGUACUAGAGACCAACUCCUUUCGAUUCAAAGAUUGGUCAUCCACCUAUCCUCGUCAAUGACACCGAGAGAACACAUUUUUCUGUACACUCGCAUCAACUUAAGAUUCAGUUUGUCGGUGGCCAAUGAGAGGCGUGUCGGCCGGCUAGAGGCGGAGCUCCCGCAGGACUAUCUCCUCCAAUCGGGCGUAACGCCGCAGCAUCUCGUCGUACACCUGACAGACACACACGCUACAAUGACCGAUUUGGUCUCCGGACCAAAGCGGGGGUUUCAAGCCCGUGUACCUGCUGCGCGCGUGGCUGCGGCGUGGCGGCGAGUCGCGCUUCGGGAGCUUUCCUCAUCACGUCAAAGAAAGACUCUCCCGAUGGGUCCAAUACCCCUGGAAGGACGUCCGGACGCAAACCCGUCGCUCGUCGGAACCACAAAAACACUACCACCUACUAAAGUAGGCGUCGGCUUACCGUGCAGUGCCCUGUAUGCGGAACCGAGGCAAGCGGAGUCGGACACGUCCAUGGUGUAAACCGGCGCGUUAAACACGUCGCACAAGACCUGACGCGCACACAAAUAUAAAGAAAAGGGCGGCGCUGGCGACCAGCGUUCGGCUUUCCCGCUCACCUGUAGGAUGUCCUUGUUACACGAGGCUCCCCCCGUGGCCAAAAUUCGACUUCCUGGAACUGGAGUCGCACGAAUGACCGCGCGUUUCUCGGGCCGUUCGCGCGCGCUCAUUUUCUUACCGACGGAGUAACCCAGACGUUCGGCGUGGAGCCGCCGUGACAGGAACUGACCCUCCACCAGGGCUCGCACCUCCGCCUCGGCGCUAAGCGACGACACCUGCGGGACGACCAGAGUCUCGAACAAAGAGGACGUCGGGACGAGCGUGCGUCGUACCUCCUCGUCCUCCGCGUCAAAGAGAUGAAUUCCCACGGCGGGGGGCGUGAUCUCCAUCACGUCAAAAUAAAAGCCUGCGGACGGGACGUGAGAGAGAGCCAGGACGGGUGGUUUACGUCAGCUUACCGAUGUAGCCGUCGUUUCCCAGGGGAGUUUGUCUCAAAGCGGCGGAAAAAGUUUCCCACGACGCUCCGGCGCAGCGGUUCCUCAGUCGCUCCCGGGUCAAAGAUCCGUUCUUGAAGCUGAGGACGACGCAACACCGGUACGCCUCGCCGGCCUGGACGGCGACGUCAAAAACCUCACCACAACAAGGCCAUGAAUUGUCGCCAGUCGACGGGAUUGAUGAAGACGUGACCUUCCGGUGCCGGACGGGCGUGCCGCAGCCACACGAAGACGGUGUCGCUGGUCCCCAGACUCACCUAGCGCGCGGAAGCCGUUAGCUAGAUGCGGUAAGGACGCGCGCGUGUGCGCGCGCACUUACGGCCAGGUCUCCCUCCCGGAGUCUCAUUCCCGCCAAAGACGCUGUCGGAAAGAGAGGACGCCGUUACCCUCGCCGGCGCGCCGUCGGCCGAGCGGACUCACCCGGGUUGUCCCCGGUGAAGGCCACCACCGAGCAUUUGUCCGAGAAACCCAAUCUGUUGACCCAGUAGGGCGACACGGCGCCCUGAGGUUGACGGCAAUGAGGAUUUGCAUUUUCUUCUUUUCGUAAGCGUGUAUGGCUGGCGGUGAAUUAGCAAUUAGUGAUAACUUUAGUUGACUGAGAGCGCUCACCAGGACUGACGCGGAGGGCAACGGCGCGCCCAGCAGGCGCUCCAGACCGGGACACACGGCCUCCAGGCACACCCGGCUCCACUUUUUGCUCCUGAUAUCUAGGAGGUUCAUCCCAGAAGCUUCAAAGAGCAUCCGAGUCAAUUCCGGCCAUGGCAAAAAAAAAAAAAAAAAAAAAAGCUCCGGCACCCACCGUCGCUGUAGUCGAUGGCGGCGUAAUCGCCGAGGAAGAGCGACGCCGCGAAGCUGCUGACCAGCGAAAUCCUCUGUAAGGGAGGCGGCGACCGAGUCAACUCGAGUCGAGUCAGAGCUUUAAAAAGGUCGGCGGGCACUCCACCUCGGUCUCCCCGAACUCUCGCGGUCGCUCCUCACGCAUUUUGCAAAUCUGACUCCCUGUGAAACGCUGCACAAACACAAAACCGUCACCCCACGCACGCGCGUGAGCUUUCGGCAGACAGAAGAGCACCUCGUAGGCCCUGGAGCCCGUGAUUUCCGCCAACUCGGCGGCGCCCCCCGCCGCCUCUUGCAAGCGCUCGCACUGUCGCCCGCUACUAGAAUCCAUCCACACGGGGCUGUCGCGCACCGAGAAACAGUCCUGAAACAUCGCGUGCCGUCAAAGUCUGACCGACGCGCGUCGGGCCGGACGAACCCGCGCACCCGGAGUUGCCGGCUCAGGCGGUGGUCUCCGCGAAGGCCGCGAAGGGCGAGUCCCGCUCCGUUCUUCCAGUACACGCUGCCGUGUUGCUGAGAAACGGAGAGGUCGUUUCCCACCGCGGCUUUUGACGCGAGCUUGUGAGGAAAGGUCAAAAAGUCACCUGACCGCUGCCGGACAACGCUCGCACCCGGGAGAAGUCGAAGCCCGCUUCCCGCAUCUGCUCCAGCAGGAGGUCCAGAGCCUGAAGCGGCGGCGCCGACCUCCGUUAUUACCGAGCGUGCGGUUGCCCGCCGGCCGGCCGGCCUCCCCCGUUUUGUACCUUGACCCACAUAAGAGCGGGCGACGUCACCGUUAGACCGUCCUCGCCCACGUGGACGCCUCCCUCCGUCCUGCGCCCCGCAAUUAAAGUCACGUGAUUAGUAUCCGCUUCGGGAAGAAUGAAAACGAUUCCAAAAUCGAAAAGGCGACAGCCAAUCGGCUCAGCCGACACCCACGCCCGGGCGGCACAUUACUUGUCUCUUAAAGGGGCUGCGCUUAGUUACGGACAUGACAUUAUCAUUGCUCAAUAUAGUGUCAUGUGUUUGCUAGUAUUGCUAAUUUGUGAGAAUGUUGCUGCUUAACAAAAACUAAUAAACACACAACAAAAAAUAGAUACCUGAAACUCACCUGGAGGAAGUGGAACUGAGUGUGUGUGUGUCGUAGAACAUGAAUAAGCUCAAGAGUCUCCCUGGUUUGAGUAUGGGCACACAAACCUAAAGUCAAAUGUCUGUAUACUUUACACAAACUUGACAUAUCCCAUUACGCGAACGAGUAACUCCACUGGCGUCUUGCCCCCCUAAAAUAAUCUCAAGCCCCCCCCCC
Molecule: messenger RNA, 5545 nt
Organism: Corythoichthys intestinalis (scribbled pipefish)
Lineage: Eukaryota; Metazoa; Chordata; Actinopteri; Syngnathiformes; Syngnathidae
Product: 5'-AMP-activated protein kinase subunit gamma-1-like
Exons: 16
Coding region: 241-1989 (582 amino acids)
Biological process (GO): protein phosphorylation; regulation of catalytic activity
Cellular component (GO): nucleotide-activated protein kinase complex; nucleus; cytoplasm
Molecular function (GO): AMP binding; protein kinase binding; protein kinase regulator activity
Source: RefSeq, a predicted model, not a curated record